This is a messenger RNA of Arabidopsis thaliana (thale cress), 3185 nucleotides long. RefSeq names its product subtilase 3.12 (gene SBT3.12). The record is from RefSeq and is marked reviewed. Gene Ontology annotation, biological process: proteolysis. The transcript is spliced from 8 exons. Gene Ontology annotation, molecular function: serine-type endopeptidase activity; serine-type peptidase activity. Gene Ontology annotation, cellular component: extracellular region. NCBI's taxonomy places the organism in Eukaryota, Viridiplantae, Streptophyta, Magnoliopsida, Brassicales, Brassicaceae. The coding region runs from base 995 to 3079 and encodes 694 amino acids.
GUUAAUUGAAAACGUGAUUUGUAAACAGAAUCCAAACUUGGCCGAAUAUGGAAAAGAAUAAAAAUGGCUAAAUAAAAACAGCGAAUUGAUGAAAUAGGUAAAAUUGAAGAAGGUUACUGCGAAUUGAUGAAGAAGCAUCGAAUUCCAGAAAAGACACGAAAGAGAUUACUGCAAAUGUUGCUAAUUCGUCUUCGUCGUCGAUCAUCAUUAACCUAAGCUUCUCUAUUUCCUCUCUAUCUUUUUUCUCUAUUUUCCUUUUUGUUAUUGAAAUAAUUGCGAACGUAACCUAAAUUUCGAGGUAUCUAAUUUGAGAUCUUGUUAAUAGUUCGAAAUUAAACCCUAAUUUUGUUGUUGCUAGCUCCUUCUACUCAUUCAAAUUUGAUUUCUUAGAAGAAAAAAAUUGAUCUUUUUUUGUUCUUCUAAUCUAUCGGUAUGUCAUUGUAAUCUUAUAUCCCAUAAAUAGAUUUUACAAAUGCAAGUAAAUAAAGUAACGGGAGAUGAAAUUUUUGGUUAAGAGCUGUUUUCAGUAACAGCCCCAAAAUUAGCAGGAAGAAGGACAUGUUGUAAAACUGAUAAUAAAACUGUCUUCUGUCAAAAAUGGAUUUUGUCUCGUUUAAAUCUAUUUGGACAUUUGUUUUUUUUCGUUGGAUUAUUUUAAUUGUUGUUUGUGAUUAUUGUCUAUUGUGAGCAACUAACUACCUGCUAAGCUGUUCAUGUCUAUUUGUUGUUCUGUAAGUUUUUUCAACACCAUAAAAUCCAAACUUUAAGGCUUAAACCAAGGAGGAAAACAAAAAACAAUUCUUCCCAAAGAAUAUUGGGAAUUGUGAAGGGAAGGUCCAGAGCUGGUCUCUUUAUUGGAUUCUUGUUCAUUGUAAAUGUUGGGUUUUGUGUGUUUGCUCAAGAAAGCAGCAAUGAGGAGAGAAAGAUAUAUGUAGUGCAUUUAGGCGUGAGGCGACAUGAUGAUUCUGAGUUGGUCUCUGAAUCACACCAGAGGAUGUUGGAAUCGGUUUUCGAAAGCGCGGAAGCUGCUCGAGAGUCCAUCGUCUACAACUACCACCAUGGAUUUUCCGGGUUUGCAGCCAGGCUUACUGACUCACAAGCUAAGCAACUUUCAGACCGUCCUGAUGUUUUCAGUGUCGCACCAAAUCGAAAAGUUGAGUUGCAGAGCACGAGGAUUUAUGAUUAUUUGGGUCUUUCGCCGAGUUUUCCCUCAGGAGUUCUCCAUGAGAGCAACAUGGGAAGUGAUCUUGUCAUUGGUUUUCUUGACUCAGGAGUAUGGCCAGAGUCUCCGGCUUAUAAUGACGAAGGGCUUGAACCAAUACCGAAACAUUGGAAAGGGAAGUGUGUAGCCGGAGAGGAUUUUGACCCAGCAAAGCAUUGCAACAAGAAGUUAGUAGGAGCAAAGUACUUCACUGAUGGCUUUGAUGAGAACAAUUCUGGAAUCAGCGAGGAGGACUUUAUGUCCCCUAGAGGUUAUAGAGGACAUGGGACGAUGGUCUCUUCAAUUGCAGCCUCUUCAUUUGUGCCUAACGUGUCAUAUGGUGGCCUUGCACCUGGUGUCAUGAGAGGCGCUGCUCCAAAGGCUCGUAUAGCUAUGUACAAAAUUGUCUGGGAUAGAGCACUUUUGAUGUCAUCCACUGCGACUAUGGUCAAGGCAUUUGAUGAGGCCAUAAACGAUGGCGUUGAUGUAUUGUCGAUUUCUCUCGCCUCUGCGGCUCCUUUUCGCCCAAUUGACUCUAUUACGGGAGAUUUGGAGCUUGGAUCAUUCCAUGCGGUGAUGAAGGGCAUUCCGGUUAUAGCUGGUGCCUCUAAUACAGGCCCCGAAGCUUACACUGUGGCUAAUGUAUUCCCAUGGAUGCUCACAGUCGCUGCAACUAACAUAGACCGUACCUUUUAUGCAGACAUGACUUUUGGAAAUAACAUUACCAUAAUUGGUCAAGCUCAAUAUACAGGUAAGGAAGUAUCUGCUGGUUUAGUUUACAUUGAACACUAUAAAACCGACACCUCUAGCAUGCUGGGAAAAGUUGUCCUGACGUUUGUGAAAGAAGAUUGGGAAAUGGCAAGCGCAUUGGCGACUACAACUAUCAACAAGGCGGCGGGGCUGAUCGUGGCACGAAGUGGUGAUUAUCAAAGUGAUAUUGUCUAUAAUCAACCAUUCAUCUACGUAGACUAUGAAGUCGGAGCUAAGAUUCUACGAUACAUCCGCUCGUCAAGUUCUCCCACGAUUAAAAUUAGUACUGGUAAAACGCUCGUAGGACGUCCUAUUGCGACUCAAGUUUGCGGAUUCUCAUCUAGAGGGCCUAAUGGACUCUCUCCUGCCAUUCUCAAGCCUGAUAUAGCAGCCCCUGGUGUGACGAUUUUAGGAGCUACAUCUCAAGCCUACCCCGAUUCUUUCGGCGGUUAUUUUCUAGGCACAGGGACAUCCUAUGCCACUCCCGUUGUUGCGGGGCUCGUCGUACUACUCAAAGCUUUACACCCUGACUGGUCUCCUGCUGCGCUAAAAUCUGCUAUUAUGACUACAGCAUGGAAGACUGAUCCAUCCGGGGAACCAAUCUUUGCGGAGGGAGAACCACGGAAACUGGCUGAUCCAUUUGACUACGGUGCAGGACUCGUGAACGCGGAAAGAGCCAAAGAUCCAGGACUAGUUUAUGACAUGAACAUCGACGAUUACAUUCACUAUUUCUGCGCCACUGGUUACAACGAUACAUCAAUCACUAUAAUCACGGGAAAACCCACAAAAUGCUCGUCUCCAUUACCGUCUAUCCUCGAUCUUAACUAUCCCGCCAUCACGAUUCCCGACCUUGAAGAAGAAGUGACCGUCACAAGAACGGUGACUAACGUUGGACCUGUGGACUCAGUUUACAGAGCCGUGGUCGAGCCUCCGCGAGGUGUGGAGAUUGUUGUUGAACCAGAGACUCUAGUGUUCUGUUCGAACACGAAGAAACUUGGGUUUAAAGUUAGGGUUUCGUCGAGUCAUAAGAGUAACACUGGUUUUUUCUUUGGUAGUUUCACUUGGACUGAUGGGACUCGAAAUGUUACCAUUCCUUUGUCUGUAAGGAUUCGUGUUUUGAACCCUUGAAUAAGAAGAUUCCUCAAUUCGUCAUAAAUUGUUUUUUCUCUCUAUAAUGAAAACAAAAAUUGUUAUUUUAGUCUCUGUAUUUGACUCUAACUGAAAUCACAUUCAC